AUGUCGACAUUAGCCCGCGCCCUCCGCCCGGCUCGCCGCCUCCGAGUCGCUCCGCCGGCCCAGGCCGCACCCCUCGUCGUCCGGAGGUGCUUCGCCGACAAGCCGCCCAUCUACACCGAGCCCGCCGUCAACAACGAGCUGGGCGUCGGCGAGUUCGAGGGCAUCAAGUUCCGCGUCGAGCCGCUGCGGCGCGUGGGCGAGGACGAGCGGACCAUGCGCGCCCGUCUGCUCUACCAGUCCCGUAAGCGCGGCACCCUCGAAUCCGACCUCCUCAUGUCGACCUUUGCCAACGAGCACCUCCCGCACAUGACAAAGGCCCAGAUGCAGCAGUACGACCUGUUCCUCGACGAGAACGACUGGGACAUUUACUACUGGGCGACGCAAGAGGAGGCCCCCUCCAACUCGGCCCCGACGCAGAAGCCAGAGACGGACACCCUCGCCUCGGCGACCACCAAGGGCUCCGAGUCCUACCGCCCCGUCGGCGACGGCGCCGCCGCAACCAUCGACUCUGGCCGUGCCGCGCCGGCCAAGCCCGCCGAGGACGUCCGCACGCAGCCGCAGCGCGCCGGGGAGUGGGCCAACACCAUCGGCACCUUCAAGGCGCAGUACCGCCCCGUCCCGCGCGGUGGCAGGGCAGCGAGGUCCUCGAGAUGCUGA
Molecule: messenger RNA, 657 nt
Organism: Colletotrichum spaethianum
Lineage: Eukaryota; Fungi; Ascomycota; Sordariomycetes; Glomerellales; Glomerellaceae
Product: succinate dehydrogenase assembly factor 3, mitochondrial
Exons: 2
Coding region: 1-657 (218 amino acids)
Biological process (GO): protein-FAD linkage; tricarboxylic acid cycle; mitochondrial electron transport, succinate to ubiquinone
Cellular component (GO): mitochondrion
Source: RefSeq, a predicted model, not a curated record